Molecule: messenger RNA, 3111 nt
Organism: Limanda limanda (common dab)
Lineage: Eukaryota; Metazoa; Chordata; Actinopteri; Pleuronectiformes; Pleuronectidae
Gene: rftn2
Product: raftlin family member 2
Exons: 9
Coding region: 163-1485 (440 amino acids)
Source: RefSeq, a predicted model, not a curated record
UCCCACACACACCCGGCGGUAGAGGACCUUCCUCCGGGCUCCGGUGCUGCUUCUCCCCGGCCUGUGUGAGUCCCUCGUCUCGCCUGGAGACCGAGCCUCCCCGGCUGUGGAGCGAUGGACACGUCCCGUUAGAAGUUGGAAAGUCUCCCCGCCUCGGAGGCCAUGGGCUGCGGCUUGAGGAAGCUGGAGGACCCGGAGGACAGCACUCCAGGGAAGAUCUACUCCACCCUGAAGAGAGCUCAGGUGGAGACGAAGACAGACACCGUGCUGGAGUAUGUCCUGCUGGACUUCAGCCUGGAAGGCAGCCGCCCGACGGUGCAGUACGUGGGCUCCCUGUCCGAGCUGCCUCAGGCGCUGCAGCCGUACUACACGCAGGGCUACGUCCUGACCGCCCUGCACCCCAUCAUCCUGUCGGUGGGCCGCACGCGCUCCAUGCCCUUCAGCCUGCUGUACCGAGCCAUCCUGGCCCGGCCCAGACCAAGCAGGCAGACGGCCUCCAUGUGCCACAGUGUCCCGGUGCUGCGGGUGGAGGAGUGGCCUCUACCCGGCGACUCGCUGACGGGCGACACGGUCCGAGCGCUCAUCGACCGGGUGAACAGCAGCGCUCGAGGGGGCGUUCGAUUCGUGGGCUCGGUCCUCCAGCAGGUGAGCGGGGUCUCGAACGGCCGGGUGCACAGUCCGAAGAGGGGGUGUCGCUCUCCUCCACGCUCCCCCCCCCGGACCCCUCCAGGAGACGCAGAGCCGGAGGAGAACACCUACAGUCCUGACCUGAGGUUGCUGGUCUUCUUCCACUCCUGGGCUCCAGGCUGUGCUCCUCUGGACUCGCUGGCCUGUCAGUACCACCAGGGGGCGCUCUCCAUGCGUGUCUCCAGGAAGGGUCAGGUGGUCAGCGCCCUGGAGGCCGACUGGCUGGAGCUGACCACCGCCUACUACCGGAAGGGCUGGUCGCUGGUGGACUCCUUCGUGUACUGGGACACGCCCAGAGGUGAGCCGGUGCCCAGAUCCCUGGAGGGUUUGUUUGUUUACGAGGAGAGAAGCACGUCUCCUCCCGCCAACGACACCAUCGUGGUGGAGCAGUGGACCGUCAUCGAGGGCUCCAGCGUGAAGACGGACUACGGGCCCCUCCUUCACACGCUGGCCGAGUUCGGCUGGCUGCUCACGUGCGUCCUGCCGACGCCCAUCAUCCGACACGACAGUGACGGGAACUUGGCCACGAAGCAGGUGGUGUUUCUGCAGAGGCCGGUCCGAGGUCAGGCCGCCGGGCAGCAGAGGAACCAGACUCUGUCAGUGCACAGCGACGUGUCCAGUCGCUCGGUGAGCCGCUCGGUCAGCAGCGCCACCGCCCCCCCCGAGGAGCUCUCUCCCGCCGCGGGGGGCAUCGGCGGCUUCCCCGUGUUCGGGGGGGGCUAUCCCAGCGCCCUGUCCCGCCUGGAGGAGAACGGCUUCGAGCAGGAAGAAGGGAAAGCUGAGGUCACGUGUAUGUGAGCGGGAAAACAGACAGAUUGAACUUUUCCUCCAGGAUUCAAACAGCGUUGGAUCAACAGAGAAAAGACUUGAAGUCUCCAGACUCUUCAUCGGCCGUUGUGUUGCUUUUAAAACUGCACUUUUUAAAAUGUUUUUAUUGAAGCCAUAAUGAGGUUUUAUUUAGAGACGGAUCUGAGUCCGAACCUUUACAUAGAAACCACACAAACACACACAGACACACACACAGACCUAUGAAGCACAAACUGAUUUUUGCACGUUAUGGAAUCAACACCGGUGAUAAACAAGGGGAUUCACCUUUUUUUGACCAAUAUCACUUUUCCUACUCUUUGGUUUUUCUUUUUCACACAUUUUUCUCUCAAUUGAACAGAGAAAGUUCUCUCAACUCCCUCAAGACUUUUAUUGGUGCGUUGAGAUGUUUUAAAACCUUCAUAUCUCACCUCAGGUCAGAGGUCACCUCAGACUCGGCUCUUCUCUCCAGAAUAUUUGGUACUGACAGAGGAUGUUUGAAAUCCUCAUGUUCAAUCUGACCGGGGCCAUGUUUGAAUCAUUCUGGAAAUGGUUUGUGUCCAAUCAUGCAUUAUCACAGUAUUAUUUAAUAUUUGUUCGGUUGCUGUUGGUGUUACACGUUUAUUUUUUCUUCUGUUUAAUCUGCUGCUUCCUGCUUUAGAGCGUAGAUGGUACUGACGUGUCCUGUUCAGAAAACAUUUGGUAUUUUCCUUUUAGUGUCGGACCAAUCCAUGAAAAUACUAAAUCUACUUUGAGUUGAUCUGAAUGAUGUAUUGUUUCUGCUUUAUCACCACAACACACACUGUUGUUUAGUUUGAUUCAGUCUCACACACACACACACACACUAUAUGUAUAUUGGUUGAAGGCAUUUGCUGAAAACCAGUGUCCAGCUGUUAAAUGAAAUGAUUUGACCCUUUUGAAAAACUAGAUUUAAAACAUUUUUAAAGGUUAAUAUCUUCAGCAGAAACCUGUGGACAGGAUAGAAAGUAUUAACUCAACUUACUGUUGGUUUUGUUAAUUUCUUAGGAUUUGUUGACAAUGUAAAAUAUAGUCGUAGAUACAUUUCCUGUUAUUUCUUAACCAACAUUAAUUUCAGCCUUUAUUCAGACGACAGCAGUCGAGCUUCAACUUGAACAACUUUACCUGCAAUAAGUAUUAAGUGUUUUUCUUUUCAGGAAAAUAUGAAACCAUCCAUUAUUGACAAUAUGUCCGGAGAGCAAAUGUUAGAUCUUGUCAUUUAAUGUUAUCAAAAGGAACAAUGUUGUAAAUAUCUAAAGACAUUUUCACUCACAACUGCAAAUUUGGGUUUGAACUAAUUGUGAUGCAAGUUACUUUAUUUUUGAGAGGAAGUUGCAGCUAAUGAUUCAUCAUUGAAUUCUUCAGAUGUUUCAUACGAUGAGAUUCAAUCAUUGUUAAUCAUGUGACCAGAAAACAUUGAUUACUCCUAUUUGAAAACAUUUUUUUAAAGAUUUUAUAAUCCGAAUAAUUUGAUUUUCUGUCCAGUUAAAGUAUAUUUGAGAUUUUCCAGUGAGUGACGGGUUCCAAGUGGUUAUGUGACCAUGGUUAUAUGUAUAUGAUGUAUUCAUCAUCAGGUUUAAUAAAUGUCAGUAUUAAUGUUGA